Dentiscutata heterogama is the source of this 405-nucleotide messenger RNA. Lineage: Eukaryota; Fungi; Glomeromycota; Glomeromycetes; Diversisporales; Gigasporaceae. The record is from the annotation of a GenBank genome assembly.
AUGCAUGAAAUUUUUAAAUAUGCACCAGAAUUAAUGCCAACAGGAUUUAAUAAUAUUUAUGCAUGUUAUGAUCUUGGAGUAGCCUGUCUUCAAGAAAUUUUGCGACAGGACGUAUAUAAGGUUGAACCAAGAAAUACAACAGGCCGUAGGAAACGCAACAUAGUAGUACACAAGCUGCUUUCACUAUUAGAACACCAAAAAAAAGAUAAGCAAACAAAUAAGCUAACAAUAAAUUGCAAUUCACAAAACAGUCAGAUUGAAAAUAACAAUGUAAGUGCCGGGCAAUUGUAUGAACAAGAAGAUACAAAGCGUCAAUGUAGAGUUACAAAUGAUAAUGAAAAAAAAAUUCUUGGAGAUUUACUUAAAUAUGAUAAUUUCUCUGAAGAUAAAGCCAUCAAAUAUUAA